UUUAUCAACUUGUACCUUGUUUGGUUGAAUUAGAAUGUAGCAGAGGAACAGAACAAGACUGGGCUGUGAAGCAAAACGUUUUGCUCCUGUGGAUUUCUCAAGAUGGCCAGGUGCUACUGUUUAUUUGCAUCACUGGUGUUUGUGGGUUCCAUUGGAGGGAUAAGCAGUUCAGUGUUUCUCCGGAAGAAUGAAGCCAGCAGAGUGCUGAGGAUUCAGAAACGUUCAAAUUGGUUCUGGGAAGAAACUAGAUUAGGAUCAUUGGAAAGAGAGUGUUACGAGGAACUCUGCUCGUUUGAGGAAGCAAGAGAGAUUUACAAAUCGAACGAGAGAACUUUGGAGUUCUGGUACAGGUAUAAAAAUCUGGAUCCCUGUCUCAACCCAUGCCUCAAUGGUGGGAUAUGUAAAGCUAACGGACACACAUAUGUGUGCCUUUGCCCUCCUCUGUGGAAAGGAAAGAUUUGUGAGAGAGAAUAUAUAGAAUGUGAAUACAAAAAUGGCUUCUGUCAACAAUACUGCACUAAUGUGGAAGACUCGGAGAAUGUGAGAUGUAAAUGUGCAGAGGGAUACCAGCUAGAUACAGAUCAGCGGAGUUGUGUAAAACAAGUUCCGUAUCCAUGUGGAAUGAUAAAUGUAGAACCCUCAAGAGUUCGUUCGAUUGAUCAUCUUUCAGAGAAUUAUCACAACCUUCUUGAAAAUGACACUGACAUGGAAAACAACACUUAUAUUGAAAUGGUAUUAAAUGAUACUAAUGAUGAGGAAAACAAUACCAGCACUAAAGAGAUUAUAAGUUCUAUUGACGCUACGAGUCAUUUAUUCCGUAUUAUUGGUGGCAAUAUUUGCACUCGAGGAAUGUGUCCUUGGCAGGUGUUGAUAAAUGAUGAUGGGAAAUACGGAUUCUGUGGAGGGUCUUUGAUCAGCAGCUACUGGGUUAUCACUGCUGCCCAUUGCUUUGUAACUAUAAAGCCACAUUCAAUUACAGCAGGUGAAUAUGAUAAACUGAGAAGUGAAGACGUGGAACAGACUGUGUUAGUGGAGAAGUUAGUAAUCCAUCCUCAGUUUGACCCUAUCACAUACGACAACGAUAUAGCCCUUUUGUACUUAAGCAGUCAAGUGAAUUUUAACCAGUUCAUUUCUCCAAUUUGUCUGCCAAACUACCAUCUGAGCCACUUGCUUCUGGUGGAAGGACAGACUGGAUACGUCAGUGGCUGGGGAUUGACCAAUGAAAGAGGCAGGUCAUCUCGUUUCCUGCGACGUGUAAACCUGCCCUACAUUGAACAGGAAACUUGCAUAAAGUCAACACAACUGUUGGUCACAGACAAUAUGUUCUGUGCUGGAUAUGUGAACCAGGAGAGAGAUUCCUGUAAAGGGGAUAGUGGGGGACCCUAUGCAAUGAAUUAUCAGAAUGCAUGGUAUUUAACUGGUUUAGUUAGUUGGGGUGAAGGUUGUGCCCAACAAAAUAAAUAUGGAAUGUAUACCAGGAUCCCCAAUUACUUAUCAUGGAUAUAUGAAAGUUCAUUAGAGCACAGCAACCAUUCCCAGCACCUGAGAUACAACCAAUGAUGUAGAGAUGACAAACUUGGGCAACACUGAGUUACUAAAUGGGACACUAUGUAACAUCUCCAGAGAUACUGAUGUCUUUUCCAAACUUUAUGCUCCUUAUUUCAUCUUCAAUAGCUUCUCCUCCUUUCCCUAGCCAGUUCCCUCCAUGUGCCAACAAAACUCAUGUACUUAACUACAGUUACAGCAAUAACUAUUCAAAUUCCAUCAGUGGUUGAAGCAGCUGGCCUAAAAUAGCUGAAUGCAUUGCUGAAAAGCCAAGUUUGUUCCAUGGUCGAAAACUCAUGCUAUUUACAUAUACAGCAGUAGGUCAGAAAUGUUGUAUACCUUAAUUAGCUAAUUUGUCAGACAGUCCAGGACAUCUUAGAAUUAAGCAGCCUUAUAUUGUAUUGCUGUAUUCUUGUUGCAGGAAAUAAACUGUUUUAUUAAACCAUAA
Messenger RNA from Callorhinchus milii (elephant shark), 1993 nucleotides. Its product is annotated as coagulation factor IX. The record is from RefSeq and is a predicted model, not a curated record. NCBI's taxonomy places the organism in Eukaryota, Metazoa, Chordata, Chondrichthyes, Chimaeriformes, Callorhinchidae. Gene Ontology annotation, biological process: blood coagulation; proteolysis. Gene Ontology annotation, cellular component: extracellular region. Gene Ontology annotation, molecular function: serine-type endopeptidase activity; calcium ion binding.